Molecule: messenger RNA, 258 nt
Organism: [Torrubiella] hemipterigena
Lineage: Eukaryota; Fungi; Ascomycota; Sordariomycetes; Hypocreales; Clavicipitaceae
Source: the annotation of a GenBank genome assembly
AUGGAACUGACCAGCUUUCUAUCUUUCCUUGCGGCAGUCCUGCCAGUUGCUUAUGGCGCUCCAAUACAAGCCGCCAACAGCGUUCACCCCAAGAUCGUGGAGGCAAUGAAGCGCGACCUUGGUACCACUGCUGAGCAAGCAGUUGCCCGAGUUGCUCAUGAUCUUCAUGCCAGUAUUGUUAUUGAACAGGUCCGCGUCUCACUUGGCGACUCGUUCGCUGGUGGCUGGAUUGAUGCAGGCAAGAUCUGUGCGGCAUAA